Sphaerulina musiva SO2202 is the source of this 1631-nucleotide messenger RNA. RefSeq lists its product as uncharacterized. Gene Ontology annotation, molecular function: DNA-binding transcription factor activity, RNA polymerase II-specific; RNA polymerase II cis-regulatory region sequence-specific DNA binding. The transcript has a single exon. The record is from RefSeq and is a predicted model, not a curated record. The coding region runs from base 11 to 1411 and encodes 466 amino acids. Gene Ontology annotation, biological process: regulation of transcription by RNA polymerase II. NCBI's taxonomy places the organism in Eukaryota, Fungi, Ascomycota, Dothideomycetes, Mycosphaerellales, Mycosphaerellaceae. Gene Ontology annotation, cellular component: nucleus.
GCAUUUCAUCAUGGCCGAUUCUCCAGCAUCAUCCGAUCUCUCCGAUCCGCCGUCGGUCGAUUCUGACGCCGAGGACCGGCUGAGCACACCGGCGCCGCCCUCGUCGCGGCCCAGCGUCGACAUCGCGCACAACGAAGCAGACCAACCGCCCUCCAAGCGUCGCAAGACGGCUCAAUCUUCGCUGGCGACGUUUGAAGCGGCGACGCCGCACCCCGAAGAAGACGACGAGAGCUUCAGUGUCUCGUCCGAUGGCUACAGCAGCGCGCCCGGAUCGCCCAACGAUGAUGAAUGGAGCAUCCGAGAGCAAGCGCAGACACAGUGUUUGUGGAGAGAUUGCGCGUUUGGCACCGCGGAAAACAACGAUGACCUGGUCAAGCACGUACAGAGCACGCAUUGCGCGACGGGAGGCCCCAAGAAGACCAAGUAUGUCUGCGAAUGGGGCGAAUGCCAGCGCAAAACGAGCAACCAUCCUAGCGGGUAUGCGCUCAAGGCCCACAUGCGAAGUCAUACCAAGGAGAAGCCCUACUAUUGCCAGUUGCCAGAGUGCGACAAGGCCUUUACUCGCUCUGAUGCGCUGGCCAAGCACAUGCGCACCGUGCACGAGCCCGAACCUGUGAGAGGCACGGACUCAGCAGUGCCCGUCACAGGCAAGGGCAAAGCCCUCAAGGUCAAGAGCAAUGGAGGCACAAAGAGCGCGCUUGUGCAAGACACCGGCCCCACGCACGACGAGGACGGCAAUUGGGUCAACCCCUCGCCUCCCAAUGACAAUAUCACAUACAUACCCGCUCACCACCCGAUUACCGGGCAGCCUGGAUUCAUGAUCCAUUAUCCGCCAGACAUUCACUUCACGGCAUGGGAAAGCAGUAUUACGGCCGAUCAAUUAAUGCGGCUGCUGCGGCGGCAGGUACAUUGGGCCCAGAAAGAGGCGGAGGAAUUGAAGAAGCAGGUAGAAGCUUUGGAACAACAAAAGCGGGAGGAAUGGCAACUAAAGGAGAUCUUGCUUGAGGGGACAUUGGAAGCAGAGCUGGCACAUGCCGACCAAGAUCAGAUGAUGAGCAAUGUGGAUCUGCGUGUGAAAGAGGCAAUGGCGCAAGAUGUGGAGCCAUCGAAGCUGUUAAAAUGGACCAAAGGGGAGCCCAAAUGGCGAACGCGGCCUAAUAUCCUGCAGCAUGUUGAGAACGAGCCGGACACCGAUGCCCCCAAAAAGGACCGCGGAUCGAAUUCCCCCUCACCACCUCCCACGGCAGCAUCCGGAGGGUUCGAUGGCGAAGCAGAUCCGUUCGACAACUAUCUGGCCGCACAAAUGUCUCGUUACGAAGAGCGCGAGAGGAUGCGAAGCGCACAGAGCACGCCUGCCAAGUUGCAACAACAACAACAACAACAACAACAACAAGGGGUUGGCGAUGCCUGAUGCUGAUAAUGAUGAUGAUGAUACUCUCGCCGCCCUAGCCGCUCUGGCUAGCAUGAUAUAAUCAAAGAAUACCUUUACUCUUUCACUGUUCCUCCACGACAGAUGGAUAUACCGAAGACAUUGGUUUCGCAUGAGACUUGAAAACAGUAAGGUAGGUAGGGAGUGGCAGGAACUUGCCCUGCUACCAAGUAGUUAAUAAUGGAUGACGAAUAAAACUAAG